AUGCACAUAGAAACUCUUAUAGAAGAAAAAAUUCCAGUCAAAGCAUUAAUAAAUAUAUUUUUGAAGUUUAAUAUUAUUAGAUCAAAUUAUAGAAUAUGUCCUAGCUGUUGUUCUGCUGAAUGUCUUUAUGAAGACAUAAUAGAAUCCAACAUUCAAUUUGGUAUUGGGUUGAGGGUGGUUGUAGAUGGCAUAAAUAUCUCAUUAAUUGAUGAAGUUAGCAGGUCUAUAGACAACUCAAAAAGUUAUAAAACUAGCUUUAGUAAAAAUAUCUUAUUUGACUUUUUCAGUUCUAAAACAGAGACUGAUUCCUCUAAGUCUAAACCUGAUCUAACUCAGAAGAAGAUUAUGAGUUUGAUCAAAAAAUCUCUUUCGGACAUUCAAAAUAAUAAACAGUGA
Diversispora eburnea is the source of this 396-nucleotide messenger RNA. The record is from the annotation of a GenBank genome assembly. Lineage: Eukaryota; Fungi; Glomeromycota; Glomeromycetes; Diversisporales; Diversisporaceae.